Molecule: messenger RNA, 3810 nt
Organism: Astrephomene gubernaculifera
Lineage: Eukaryota; Viridiplantae; Chlorophyta; Chlorophyceae; Chlamydomonadales; Astrephomenaceae
Source: the annotation of a GenBank genome assembly
CCGAAUGCAAACCAAAACCGACACACCCUUUUUCGUCUUACUUCUGAGUAGUUGCUCGGUUUAGCAGCUGCGAGGCUAAGGCGGACGAUGGAGGUUGAAGUCGAGAGAGCCCGCGCAGCAUUGUUGGGGGCGUUUAUAGCAGAUGCAGCAACAUCACCAUUACACUGGAUAUACAACCGCACCAUCCUCCGCGACACCCUCACCAAACCCGUGGACCACACAGCUGCUCCCGAGUUCUUCGAGCGCCCCUCCUGCCUCUUCUACAAGGCGGUGGUGGGCGCGCUGUCGCCGUACGGACAGGAGCUGCUGCCGCUGGUCACCUUCCUGGCGGCACACGGAGAGUGCGAGCCGCAGGAAUGGGCCAAGUACCUUGCCGCCCACUACGCCUCCGACUCGCCCCCGCUGGUCUACCUGAACCACAGCGCCAAGGCCAUGCGGGACAGAGUGGCGGAGGGGCGCCCCUGGCCGGAGUGCGGGGAGCCGAAUGACAACCAGGCCAACUGCUUCGUCAAGGUGCCUGCCCUGGUUGCGCUGUACGGCGGCCGCUCUGACGGCGGUACGGCACUGCGGCGGGGGGUGGAGGCUGCCGUACGGGCGCAGCAGAACAAUGACACGGCGGUGGAGCUGGCGUGGGCGGCGGCACGGGUGCUGGAACGGGUGAUGGUGACGGGUGGCAGUGUGGAGUCGGCGCUGCAGUGGGUGCUGGGGCCCGAGGGGGGGCUGGGCGAGCGGGCGGUCAAGAGCCGUGACGCGGUUCGGGAGGUGCUGGAGAAGAAGGAUGUAGACCCGCGGAGCCUCAUGUACGGCGCCCCCGGCCCCGAGGUCAAGUUCGGUCCCUGGGGUGCGGGUUGCAGCAACCCGGGCUGCCUCAAAGCGGCGCUGCUGGUGGCGCUGCAGGCCCCCGACUACGUGUCGGGUGUGCGCGGCAACCUGCUGCUCGGGGGCGACAACUGCUCCCGGGCGGUGCUGGUGGGGGCGCUGCUGGCGGCAAGGGGUGGCCCCGGUUGCAUCCCGUCCGACUGGGUUUCCAAGACGUUGCCGUACGUUGAGCUGGAGGAGGCGGUGUCGGGGCUCAUCGAGCAGCGGCUAGCCGUGCACGCCGCCGCGGGCCCACUCACCCAACCGACGGAUGCCCCGAUUGGCGCCGUCGUCGCCAACGGCGGCGGCGCCGCCACCGAAACAACCGCCAACGGUAAAGUUCCGUCGGCGGCGGCGGUUGCGAACGGUGACGGGGCCGUUGACGUGAGGACUGCGGAGACAGCGGCGGCAGCGGCGCAGCAUACUACGGAGGUUGCAGCCGCAGAAUCCCUUCGCAGGGCCGCUGAGGCGACGACUGCCUCGUCCGUUGGCCUGCAAGCCCAAGUCGGGAACACGGCAGCAGCGGCGGCGGAGGCGGCGGCAACGGCCGCAGCUCAAGCGCAACAGACGGCAGCGGCGGCGGAGGCGGCGGUGCAGCAAGCCGCGACGUCAGCUAGAGAGCAGGCGCAGGAGGCUCGCGGCGUUGCAGCUUCCGCCGCGUCCACCGCCCAAGACGCCGCCGCCGCCGCUGCCAAGGAAGCAGCGGAGCAGGCGCGGCAGGCGGCAGCAGACGCGACAAAGCGGGCAGCGGCGGAGGCACAGGCAACGGCGGCCGCGGCGGCGGCGGCGGCGCGGGCUUGUACGGCAUCUGGUUCCUCCGCCGCCGCCGGUACGGCGCAGGAGGCUGCUUCCGCCGCCAAGGCAGCGACGGCGCAUGCGUCCGAAAUUGCAGCGGAUAGCAUGACGUCAGCGGCGACGGCUAGGGGUGCGGUGCCGGCUGCUGCUACUGCUGGUGCUACGGACGCAGUUGUGAAGGCAGAGGAUGUGGCGUUACGAGUGGCGGAUGGUGCAGCAGUGGCUCCGCAGGCGAAUGGGCAUAAGACGAACGGCACGGCGGCGGCGUCAACACCGCCGGCGGCGGCAGCGGCGGCGAAGGAGAAAGCAGCGGCUGAACAGCCCGGCUGCAAGUGCUGCGUGGUGAUGUAGAGGGGGUGGUGUGUUGCUGACGGCGAAAGGGUGUGUGUAUCGUUACGUUGCCUUGAUCACGGCUGUGGGUGAGGGGUGACGGGUAACGGGUGUCGUACCGUUGUAAAGCGCUAUGUGGUGGCGUUCUAGGGGUGACGCGGUCUCACCGUCGCCGCUGCUGCCGCCGUUGCUGCUGCGGCUGUAAGUACAGCUGCAGGAAUGCGGCUGCAUGGACGUGGCUUGUGCCCAGGUGCUGCUGAGGGCGUCAAAUGGGGUGAUGACGCGGGGAUGCAUGGAUGAUUUGAUCCGGCCUGACCUUGCUGUUUGCAUGUGGCAUGAGAGAGGUGGUGCGGGUAAAGGUCUUGCUACCAGAUUUCCAAUUGAUAGCGCAUGGCGCAUAAGUAGGGGUAGUGCUUGUAGGAAAUGCAUCAACAUGGGAGGAGGCUGGAGGAAGGUGGGUUGUGCAGCGUAGGGUGCUAGUUUCGUGGGGUAGACUUGCGCAGGAGUAGUGGACAUGGAGGGCGUAGACAGGCGUGUGAAUCACGGGGUUGAAGUAAGGCACCGGGUCGAGUGCUCGAGUCCUCGCGUCCGCAGGUUGUUUGCUUGCAAGUAAGCGUCUUUCAUGUGCGUGAAGACUCAAUUCAACAUUACAAUGUGCCAAAUUGAAAGCAACGCAGGGGGGGCGAUGUGCCUGCGGAUUGACACGGUUAGGGCGGGGCAUGGCUGCCGGGCAGGUCACAGGAUGAAGGAGAAAGAGGAAGACGCGCUGCGGAAAACAAGGGACAUGUGGGCGUGUGGUUGCAGCGUUGUGCACACUGCCUCGCAUGUGCCCCUUCUAGCCAAGCUUUGUGUCGGUGCCCCCGGGGGGUUGUGGCUGUGAUGGCGGAACGCACAUUAUCAUGUGUAGGGAUGUCGCUGGGGGCCGCGCAUGGAUGGCCACGGAUGGGCCCCCUAGAAGGAGGCGUUUCCUAUACAGGGCGUAGCAUUGAGAUGCAGCUGGGCCGGCGGCGCUGAAGCGUGUUGUGGCGGGGAAAUCCCAAUUGCGGCUCUCGCCAACGACGAGAGCACAAGCGAUGUGCAUUGCUGUCAAAAAGGAGGAUCUCGGAUGGUGGCCUUACUUGUUAUGAGCCCACGAGCCGCCUUGCAGGCUCUUUUCUCUUGGUUUCCACGUGUGGACAUAUGGCCAGGAUGUCUUUCGGUGUUGUGGGGUUAAGGCUCAAGUAAAUUCCAGCUAGCUCUGCCUGGUCGCACUUAACCAACCUAGCCGUGAUUCGGGUGCGCUGUUUAGUCGACCUGAGCAAUACGACUUUCCUGGCAGUGGUUUCGAUUGCAUGGGUGGCCUCCUUGCGAGUCUUUUUUUAGCAAAGGAGUCUGCUGAAGCUCUCAUAUCGCAUAAGUUCGUGCGGAGGGGCGCGCUGCCGUGCGUAACCAAUACACACACGUUUGCUUCUGGACCUGAUGUUGCUGCUGCGUGACCUGCUUUAUGUGCGGGUUUAACUAACUUUGCCCGUACGGGAACGAGCACAAUCCCAACCUGUUGCCAACCACCUGUAUUGGCGUUUCCUGCCGGUAGCAGCAGCCGGUGGGGUUUGUAGCGGCGGGAGGCAUAACGCAAGCUUGCUGUCGUUUUCGCUAAGAGGUUGAGUCCCCCUAAAUCGACUAGCUGCAAUCUGGUGCAGCUGGUGCGCUUGGGUUUCACGGCUGCUGGGAGGACCUCCUCACUCUUUGGAGGCCUACACUCCUGCGCCCUCGCGCAUCACCUAGGGAGAUAGGAUGUCUGGUGGGUGGCCAUGGGAGGCGUCUAGGCUCCAUGCAAGGCCCUAUGAG